AUGGAUCAAAAUAUCAUUAGAAGACGUGGUGUUGGUACGAGAGGUAUCGAUGAGAAAACAGUCUUGGACGGAUACACCGUCAUCGCCCCAUUAACAGGGAAGAAGGUGUACUUGAUCAACAAUGCAGGUGAUACAGUCCAUACUUGGAACUUACCCUACCGAGUGGGAAGAUACGCAAGAUUACUACCGAAUGGUAAUUUGGUAGUUGGGAUGAAGGAUCCAGAAGCAUCCGCUCCAUUCCCUUUCUUCAACAAAUACGGUGGAGGGGUUUAUAUGGAACUUACACCCGAGGGCAAAGUGGUACACGAGCUACGUGAUCCUUUAGGUCAUCACGAUUGCUUUUAUGAUGGGGAUGGCCACUUCUUCUAUGCGGGUCUCGAAGCUUUAACUCCCGAACAACAAGCUGCUCUACCAGGUGGUGUGGAAGGUACUGAAGCACCUGAUGGAAAGGUAUAUGCCGAUACGAUAAGAGAGGUGAAAGAUGGGAAAUUGGUUUGGGAAUGGAAAGUUUCGGAACAUCUUGAUCCUAAGGUCUUCCCUCUUCAGGCUCAUUAUCCGAGAGAGCACUGGCCUUUGAUCAACGGUAUCUAUCCAUUGAAAGACGGGAACAUCUUGGCUUCAUGUCGAAGUGUAUCAGCCGUGAUAAUCAUCGAAAAAUCAACUGGUAAUAUCAUCUGGCAUUUGGAUUCCACAGUCGUCGCUCAGCAGCAUAAUGCUAAUGAAUUGCCCAAUGGGAACAUCUUGAUCUUUGAUAAUGGUGCAUUCAGACACAGAGAAUCUUUCCAAUGGUCGCGAGGUUUGGAAAUUGAUAGAAAGACAAAAGAGGUUGUCUGGCAAUGGCAUGCUUCACCAAAGGAAACUUUCUUCACACCAUUCAUGGGAUCAGCACAAAGAUUACCAAAUGGUAAUACGCUCUUAUGUGAAUCGGCUUUCGGUAGAGUCAUCGAAAUCAACACGUCAAACGAGAUCUGCUGGGAAUAUGUCUGUCCUCACUUCGCAGUUUAUCCUGAACCUGAAGCUGCUGGAUUCUACCCUGUCGAGAGUAAUGCUCUGUUCAGAGCGUACAAGUAUAGUAAAGAUCAGAUCCCAUGGUUGAACUGA
This is a messenger RNA of Kwoniella botswanensis, 1101 nucleotides long. RefSeq lists its product as uncharacterized. The transcript is spliced from 9 exons. The coding region runs from base 1 to 1101 and encodes 366 amino acids. The record is from RefSeq and is a predicted model, not a curated record. NCBI's taxonomy places the organism in Eukaryota, Fungi, Basidiomycota, Tremellomycetes, Tremellales, Cryptococcaceae.